UAAUAAAAUGGAUUUUACCGACAAAGUAGUACUAAUCACUGGAGCUAGUUCGGGCAUCGGUGCCGCUACUGCUGUAUAUUUAGCAAAACUGUCCGCUAAACUAGCACUUGUUGGACGAAAUGAAAAAAACCUGUUAGAAACAGUCGCAAUGUGUGAAAAGGAAAAAGGUUUAAAACCUUUGGCUAUUGUUGCAGAUAUUACGAAGGAAGCCGAUGUGGAGAGAAUUAUAAAAGAAACAGUAGACCACUUCAAGCAACUUGACGUGUUAGUUAAUAAUUCUGGAAUUUCAAAAACAGGUGGAAUCAAAUCUGCAACUCUGGAAACAUAUGAUAUUGUAAUGAACACAAAUGUACGAGGUACCUUCUAUCUCACAUCAUUAGCAGUACCACAUCUGAUUAAGACAAAAGGAAAUAUCGUUACAGUAUCAAGUAUAUCUUCAUCGCAGCCUAUCCCAAAUAUGACAGUAUAUACAAUGUCAAAGGCCGCAUUGGAUCAUUUUACUAGAAAUCUCGCUGUAGAAUUAGGACCAGACGGUGUGCGUGCAAACUGUGUCAAUCCAGGUUUAGUAGCAACUAACAUAGUCAAACGAAUGGGUUAUAAUGACGAUCAGUGUAAUGCAUUAUUUGAAAGAAUGGUAAAAGAAACACCUUUGGGAAGAUUAACUGAACCCAUUGAUGUGGCUGCUUUAAUUAGUUUUCUAGCAAGUGAUCUAGCUAAAAGUAUUACCGGCUCCACACAUUCAAUCGACGCAGGAAGGUAUGUGUAAAACUAAACGUGUAACAUGUCACUUACGCGGAGAUGUGAUUCAAGGAAUGGAAAUAACAUAAUAAUACUUUAAUACAGUUACCGUUUACAAUAUCUUAAUUCAAUUAUAAGUCAAUAUAUAUUAAUGUUCUAUGUUCUCGUUUAAAAAAUGCUUGUGUAUUGCCUUGUCAUCAAAAGGAAUAUAAAUAAACUAUAAACUAAUACUUCAGGAACGGACAUCACAUUGCAUAUAUGUAUUUCAUAAUGUAUAAUGAUUUAAGUAUAUUAUCUGUAAACCUAUUAGUGGCAAAAUACGUAUUGCUGUAUUCCUGAAUAUGAUGUUUUUU
This is a messenger RNA of Pieris rapae (cabbage white), 1091 nucleotides long. RefSeq lists its product as uncharacterized. The coding region runs from base 8 to 766 and encodes 252 amino acids. The transcript has a single exon. Gene Ontology annotation, molecular function: oxidoreductase activity. The record is from RefSeq and is a predicted model, not a curated record. NCBI's taxonomy places the organism in Eukaryota, Metazoa, Arthropoda, Insecta, Lepidoptera, Pieridae.